Molecule: messenger RNA, 707 nt
Organism: Zingiber officinale
Lineage: Eukaryota; Viridiplantae; Streptophyta; Magnoliopsida; Zingiberales; Zingiberaceae
Exons: 1
Coding region: 137-403 (88 amino acids)
Source: RefSeq, a predicted model, not a curated record
UUUACGGUAUUCCGCAGCAACGUUUUCCCCUUCUUCGACGUUUUCUCUUCUAUUCUCGGCCUUCUCUGCCCCUUCUUCACCUCUCGAUUCCUCCCUCGCCAAAUCGAAGCGGAAGCGUCUCUAGAUCCGCGAUCGGAUGGCGACGGACGACAACAUGGAGCAACCGGUGACGCCGUACGGGAGGGUGGAAGGGGUGGCGAGCUGGGUGGGAGCUAGCGUGGUGUCCGCCUUCUUCGCCUCCCUAGAGCGCUGCUCCUGCAUCACCCUCAACACCUUCGAGGACGAAGACGACGACGACGACGACGAACAAGAGGAGGUCAAGGACCGCCCUCUCAUGCUCACCAAGCCCCCCAACCAAUACGAUGACGUUGAUGAAUCACAGAGCCCCUCGCCCCCCGUCUGAUCGAAAACGUUUUACCAAAAUUGAUCGUUGGAAGCGGCCGAUCUGUGAGUCUCCCUCCUUGAAUUUCCCUUCUUUUGAACUCUUGCAAGUUUUCUGCUCCUUGUUCUUGUUGUUGAAUGUGUGUACGGGUCUGAAUUUGCCCUAAAAAUUCGAUCUUUACGAGGGAGAAUCUCUGUGAUUUUUGUUUUGUAUCUCUCUUUUGAUUCAGUAUCUCAAUGUCGUUAGUAAAUUGAUAACACAGUCGAUGAUCGCUGUUCACCAUGUCCAAAAAAUUCAUCUUGGGAAUCGAUGGUGCCCAUGCUUA